This is a messenger RNA of Eucalyptus grandis, 2883 nucleotides long. Its product is annotated as B3 domain-containing transcription factor VRN1. Lineage: Eukaryota; Viridiplantae; Streptophyta; Magnoliopsida; Myrtales; Myrtaceae. The record is from RefSeq and is a predicted model, not a curated record. The transcript has 10 exons. The coding region runs from base 1337 to 2524 and encodes 395 amino acids. Gene Ontology annotation, molecular function: DNA binding.
GAGAAGCUCGUGUCUGAUUGACACUUACAGAGAAUCUUUGCCUCGAUCACCGAGCCAUCCAAUCUUACCAGGACGAUGGCCUCAGGAACAAAGGCUCCACGCUCCUGUAGUUGAAGUUGAAACCCCACAAACCAUCUUCUUCUUCUUCUUCUUCUUCUUCUUCUUCUUCUUCUGUAAGGAGUCAGGGGACACUGCUGUCUAUGGCUUCUUGUAGUCGUCGUCGUCGUCGUCGCCGGAGAGAAGAUGGAGCUGUCGAGCCGGAGGUCGUGGCCGGUCGUUGUCGUGAGAGUCGUUGCUUCUUCAAGAUCAUACUCUCCGACACCCUUGAAUCAGGAAAGCUUGGAAUUCCAAAAAGUUUCUUGAGAAGAUGUGGAAAGGAUCUCUCAAACUCGGUGCUUCUCCAGGUUCCAGGCUGUUCAACCUGGACUAUAGAACUAGAAAAGUGUAACAAUGACAUGGUUUCGCUGUGGAAAGGUUGGCAGGAUUUCAUGGAGUAUUACUCCAUUGGUCAUGGUCACCUCAUAGUUUUCAAAUAUAAAGGGAACUCCACUUUUGGUGUAAUAAUAUUCGACAAGAGUACUUCAGAGAUAGAUUAUUCAUUGAGCAGUGGCAAAAAAACAGACCUUGGGAGCAAAUUUCCCUCACCAAAAACAGAAGAUGUCGUAGAAGCAGAAGAUCCAGAGGAACUCAUAACCCGUCGAAAAAUGAGGGUCGAAUCACAUUUACCUUAUUCACAGCUAAGUCCAAUCUACUCACCACGAGGAUCCAAAGAUGGGAUCAGACGGUCUAGAUGCAAAAUGAAUCAUUCUGAGCCGUUUUUUGGUGGUCCUACAUGUAUAGGGCCUCUCUCUGGUUUUGAAUUGGCCAGCGAAUUUGAAUCAGAGUAUCCUUUUUUCAAGGUGAUGAUGCAGCCGUCUUACCUUAAGCAUCAUAUACUGUAUGUUCCCCGUAGAUUUAUCAUGCAGCACAUUCGGAAAAUCAAGGAAAUCGCAAUUCUCAGGCAUUCCGGCAGGUCAUGGCCAGUGAAGCUUAGGAGCUGUGGACAUCGUGGGGCAUGUUUUGGUUCUGGUUGGUUCAGAUUUUUGAGAGAAGCUCAUUUGCGCUUAGGGAAUGUCUGCGUGUUCGAGCUUAUUGAUGGGGAGGAUAUUGUGUUCAGAGUUUACAUUUUCAAUAGUGCUGGUGGGAGCAAACAGUCUAAAUGCACAGCAAGCCUUUCUGAGCCAGUUUUCCCUAGUCCUACAUCUCCGAGGCCUCUCGCUACUCCUGAAUUAGCCAAUGAGUUUGAGUCAGAGCAUCCUUUUUCAAACUGGUGAUACCUGAAUAUCAGGCUAAAAAAAUGAAUAUUCCUGUUGGAUUCACCAGGAAAUAUAUUCAAGAAAGCACGGAUAUGGUGGCGGUGCUCAGGUAUUUAGACAGAUCAUGGCCAGUGAAGCUUUUAAGAUAUAAGCAAGACCACAAGGCAUUCUUCUCUGGUGGUUGGCCUGCAUUUGCAAGAGAAAACUGUCUGCAUGUAGGAGAUGUCUGCAUGUUUGAGCUCAUUGAUAGGGAAGAUUUUGUGUUCGAAGUCUCCAUCUUCUGUAGUGCUGCUUGCAUUGAUACUCACCCCAAAGAACUAGAUCUGUCUCAAGCUCCUGCGGACUCAGCAGACAGGAUCCAACAGUCUACAUUCAGAGCGAGCCAUUCGGAGCUGGUUUUUCAUGGUCCUACACUUCUAAGGCCUCUUGUUUCUCCUGAAUUAGCGUGCAAAUUUGAUUCAAAACAUCCCUUUUUCAAAAUGGUGAUCCCGCCAUCCUAUAUGAAUUGCCUGAGUCUUCCGGUUGGCUUCAUCAAGCAACAUAUUCAGGAAAACAAGGGGAUGGCAACUCUUAGGUUUUCAGGCGAAUCGUGGCCAGUGAAGCUCUUAAGCUAUACUCAGACCAGAAAAAUACUCUCAGGCUAUACUCAUGACACCCGGGUGUUCUUUACUACUGGUUGGACUGCAUUUGCAAGAGAAACUCAUAUGCGCAUGGGAAAUCUCUGUGUGUUCGAGCUCAUUGAUAGGGAUGAUGUUGUGUUCCAAGUCUCCAAUUUCAGUAGUGCCGGUGGGAUAGAACAGUCUCCAUGCAGAGCGAGCUGUUCCGAACCAGAUUUUCAGAGCCCUACCCUUCUGAGCUCUCUCGCAUCUCCUGAAUUAGCCAGCGAUAUAGAUACAGAGCGUCCCUUCUUCAAACGGGUGAUCCCGCGAUCUUAUAUGAGUUGCCUGGGAGUUCCGGUUGGAUUCGCCAAGCAACAUAUUCAGGAAAACCAACAAACAGCGACUCUUUUGUACUCAGACAGAUCAUGGACAGUGAAGCUCGUUAGGAGCUAUGGACGGACCAGACGGAUUCCGGGCACAUUAUUCUCUGCCGGUUGGGGUGCAUUCGCAAGAGAAACUCAUGUGCGUGCAGGAAACAUCUGCGUGUUCAAGCUCAUUGACAGAAAUGCUGCUGUGUUCCAAGUCUCCAUUUCGAGCGGCACUGAUGAUGACCCGAUUCACAUCGAUUGAGAUGAACAUCAGAAGCAUCACCUCAGGCCAUUUCCGCGUCGAUAUGAACUCGGGAGUCCUGAUAAUGCCUCCUUUUAUCGAGCAGCGCAGCGGAGAAUUGAUGGAAAGCAAUCCUUUCUGCUUCUGUUUUCUUACUUUCUUCUUUCUGUGUUAGUGUCAAUUCUGUAACUACCUUGCACGGAAGGUUUUGCACAGCAACCUGACCAGAAGAUCUAGGAAAGUGUAAAACUAUCAUGCUCUGAUGUAAAUUCAUGUAUGGAGUGUUCCUCUUUGGUUAUGAUCACCCCAUAGUUUCAGACCACGACGGUAAAUGGACUUCCAUCCUGUCAUGGUCGCGACCCGUUAGGGAAAAACAACCA